Messenger RNA from Entrophospora sp. SA101, 498 nucleotides. The record is from the annotation of a GenBank genome assembly. NCBI's taxonomy places the organism in Eukaryota, Fungi, Glomeromycota, Glomeromycetes, Entrophosporales, Entrophosporaceae.
AUGACAACAGCUGCUAGACCAACUUUUGAUCCUGCCCGAGGAAAUGAUAGUAAAGCACCAACUUUUCAAUAUAGUUCUAGAGAUCUUUCUGCUCAUACAAAACUUAAAUAUAGUGAUGAGGAAGAAGAAGACGAUACUGCAGCUUUAUUAGCUGAAUUAGAGAAAAUAAAAAAAGAGCGAACAGAGGAGAGAGAGCAACGACAAGAAGAAAUAAUGACGGGAAAUCCAUUAAUUGCAAAUAAAGAUUUUAAUGUUAGAAGAAGGUGGGAUGACGAUGUCAUUUUUAAGAAUCAGGCUCGUGGAGUUGAAGAUAACCCUAAAAAACGAUUUAUAAAUGAUACACUUAGAAGUGACUUUCAUCCAUUUUGUAAAGUCAUCUGUAAUGUUGAUGCAAAAGUGUUUGCUAAAUUUACAGCACCACUUUCAGCAACCAUUGCCAUUGUACCUGUACGUUUCUCCAAUUUGUUUGCUUCAUUAACUGCUCCUACAACCUCUUGA